AGCUGAAAGGAGAAAGUGGAUGGGGUCCAUGAGCGCAGCCUCUGAUUGGCUAAUAUCGCUUCAGCCACGCCCAAUGUCAACACGCCCCGCCCUCCCCAGUGAUGUUUGUGACGGAGACUGGCACUUCAAAACACCGGUCACCGUACGUGAAGUUAUUUAACAAGCUAGCGGAGAAAACAGACCUACGAGAUGCUUGCGACAGUGAUUGUUCAUCACAUUAGACACUUUUAAAUCGCAGGACGUUAGUGUUUAGGUCGUUAUAAACGUUAGAAGUUCACUGUAUGGAUCUUCCGCGAUGCAACAGGCGCGUGAAAGACGAAAGUAAACGAAAGUAACCGUAACUUACAUCCAGAAGGAUUUACUGACUUUAUCUAAAGAUUUUCAAGAAGAAAUCGACAUGUUCCCCCUCGACUCUCCGUGGAAUAUCUCUUUCGCAGGCUGUGGUUUUCUGGGUAUUUACCACAUCGGAGUGGCCAGCUGUCUACAGGAGCACGCGCCGUUUCUGGUGGAGAACGCGCGUCACAUUUACGGCGCGUCAGCGGGCGCGAUCACGGCCUCUGCGCUGGUCAGCGGCGCCUGUUUGGGAGAGGCAGGUGCCGGCAUCAUUGACGUGGCUAAAGAAGCCCGAAAGCGCUUCCUAGGCCCCAUGCACCCCUCCUUCAACCUGGUGAAGAUCAUGCGGACCGUAAUGCAUCGCGUGCUGCCGCACGACAGCCACAGCCGGGCCACCGGCCGCCUGGGCAUCUCUCUGACCCGAGUGACGGACGGAGAAAACGUGCUGGUGACACACUUCAACAGCAAUGAGGAACUCGUUCAAGCGUGUGUAUGCAGUGCUUAUAUUCCCGUGUACUGUGGCCUGAUACCUCCAACCCUGCAGGGAGUGCGGUACGUGGACGGUGGCAUCAGUGAUAAUUUGCCACAGUACGAGCUGAAAAACACCAUCACGGUGUCUCCGUUCUCAGGAGAAAGUGACAUCUGCCCGCGAGACAUCAGCUCAACCAACAUUCAUGAGCUGCGCUUCACCAACACCUCCAUUCAGUUCACACUGGCCAACCUCUACAGAGUCUCCAGAGCGCUGUUCCCACCUGACCCGCUGGUGAUGAAGAACAUGUGCAAGCAGGGAUACAGAGAUGCUUUACACUUCCUGAAGAAGAACGGUCUGUUACAGUAUCGAGGUCCACACCGUAUGCUGGCCGUAGCUGGCGGAGAGGCUGAGGAAGAGUCUGACAGUGAGGAUGAUGAAGAGUCAGAGAACAGGGUUGACAGAGAAGCACAGGAUCACUCCAGCAUCGAGGAGCACAUCUUUGAACACUUGCCUCCUAAAGUACAUAAAGCGCUGGUGGAGGCCUGUAGGGAGAGGCGGAGUCUGUUGCAGUCACUAAGCAACAUGCUGCCCGUUAGAUUGGCAUCUGCCGUCCUGUUACCGUACACACUUCCUCUAGAAUCAGCUCUGUCACUGAGCAUCAGACUGCUGGAGUGGUUGCCAGACAUUCAGGAGGAUGUGGGCUGGAUGAAGGAGCAGACAGUGAAGCUGUUGCAGAGUGUUUUGUCACACGCGGGGAGGAGUGUGUCACAGCAGGUGUCUGCACGCUUUUCAUAUCAGCUGGAAUUGAAACAUUCCCAGUCGGUCCCGGCCAGCUUCAGUCCAGCGCAUCUGCUGCCUGGCUGGGUCUACGGGGGCAGCUCCACAGUCCUGGACGCCAUGCUGCGAUUGGACCAGUACCAGCGCCAACUCCUGCCAGGCCUUUUCUGUGUCAAUCUGGACCUCAGAGGGUCUUUCACCACCAGCUCCAGCUCCCUGAGCCACCAAGACGCAAUAGAGGGUCUCACCAUGCGUCCCAUUGGAGCCCCAAACACCUGCAAGCUCCCUUAACCACGGGGCCUGAGAGACCAUUAUAUCCCACAAUGCACUGCGACAAUGCACAGGAACUUUGUGGUGAACAUUUCAGUGUCUGAUGGUCAGCAGAAAGAAAACAAAUGCUUUGCAAAUUUUUGUGAGAAGUUUGAUUCUGUCGCACAGUUGAAAAAGGAGAUUUUGAGAAUUACAAUUAAGAAAAUGUUAAAGAAAUGCAAAAAGAAAACACAGCCGGAGAAUGUAUUUAAAAGAUAUGCUGCACUUCACUAAAUGUUCUUGGUCCAAGACAAUCUAAGCAUUUUUUACUAUAAAGUAUACACACACACACACAAACAAACAAUUAAAAUAAAUAAAUAUAUAUAUUUAUAUAUGUAUGUAUAUAGUCAUGUAAUCUGGAAUCUUCUGCAUGACAUGCAAGGAAGUCAGAAAGGAAUUUUUAUUAAGAUGGGGCAAAAUCCACUUACACAUGAAUCACGUCAGUAAUAUUUCAUAACCAGAAGUUCAUCCACCUAGAAAACAGGUUUCACCUCAAAAACAUCCUUUACAGCUUAAAUAAUAAACUUUUUGAUGAAUAAUUCAUGUAAGUGCAUUAACAAAAAUACAUGCUUCACAUUUUUUGCUUACUUCAAUUUUAAAUGCAUUACUGUAUUUACUAAAGAACAGGACAAAAAUUGAGCUAAAUCUGUAUUGAACCAGAACAUUGUUUAAAGGCGGAACAGAAAGAAUCUGAAUUUCUCUCAGAAUGUCCCUGAAUGUGUCUUGGUUGAUCAGUAUUUGUGUUUUGAAGGCACCUCAGCAUAGUUUCAAACCUGAAAAAGUCAAGUGAUCUGAGGCUGUUUCUGAAGGUUUAUGCAUGUAGACUGAUUCAAAGCAAACCAUGUGACCAUAUGCCCCGGCAAUGCAACAUCAAUGCUACUACUGUACUGUACUGUCAUGUGUUUAUGUCUAAAGCGUAUUUCUUGCUACUUUUUGUACUUCUUGUAAUGCACCUUCUUGUUUUUUUUUCUUGUUUGAAAUGGUUGCCAGACACAGAUUAAGGUUAGUGCUGGACUAAACUAAUCUGUUAAUCUAUUGUAAAUGCUUCAAAAUCUGGGAUUUGGCUUUAAGUGUGUGCCAGACAGUAAAAGACACCUCCUAAUCUGCAUUUCUGCUCAGUUACAGUAUUCUAAUGUGAAUGUUUAACAGACCUAAUAAAGUUUUGACUUAGAA
Messenger RNA from Onychostoma macrolepis, 3064 nucleotides. RefSeq names its product patatin-like phospholipase domain containing 2 (gene pnpla2). Gene Ontology annotation, cellular component: membrane; cytoplasm; lipid droplet. Gene Ontology annotation, molecular function: triacylglycerol lipase activity. The transcript is spliced from 9 exons. The record is from RefSeq and is a predicted model, not a curated record. Gene Ontology annotation, biological process: lipid homeostasis; positive regulation of triglyceride catabolic process; triglyceride catabolic process. Bases 398 to 1873 code for a protein of 491 amino acids. NCBI's taxonomy places the organism in Eukaryota, Metazoa, Chordata, Actinopteri, Cypriniformes, Cyprinidae.